AUGCUGCGAUCUCAAAGAUUGAAGUUUUGUCGGAAAAACAUAUCUUAUAAUUUUGGUAUUGCCCUAGAGGCGGAGCAAGAGGCCAACGACAAUGCCGACGACAAUGCCGACAACAACCCAGACGCAGAGGCAGAGGAAGACGAGACAGAAGAAAAAGUCUGGUACGAAAAGGGCAAACUGCUGGAGCCACUCAACAAAGUGGCCUUUAGCACGAUUGUCUUUGACGAAUGCCAGUACGUGCGGCGUCCACUCUCGACAUACGGCUGGCUGGCCCGCCUGCUGCAAGCCGAUGCUAAGAUCCUUGCGUCCGCGACACCAUUCCUCAAUAUCAUUCAGGACAUCUGGGGGGCUCUGACGAUCCUGACCGAACACGCGAAAAUCGGCCGCUGCUUUUAUCUCGUGUCCUUAAUUGCUGUCCAGUUACGCCUCCUUUACACAUUCGUCACCUAUCAUUGUUUAGGGGAGUUCCUCCGCCAGGAUUUAGACAAUUACCUAAGCUAA
Grosmannia clavigera kw1407 is the source of this 501-nucleotide messenger RNA. RefSeq lists its product as uncharacterized. The transcript is spliced from 2 exons. The record is from RefSeq and is a predicted model, not a curated record. NCBI's taxonomy places the organism in Eukaryota, Fungi, Ascomycota, Sordariomycetes, Ophiostomatales, Ophiostomataceae. Bases 1 to 501 code for a protein of 166 amino acids.